Coffea arabica (coffee) is the source of this 2137-nucleotide messenger RNA. Lineage: Eukaryota; Viridiplantae; Streptophyta; Magnoliopsida; Gentianales; Rubiaceae. The record is from RefSeq and is a predicted model, not a curated record.
AAUAGUACUCGAUUUUGCAUCACUCUCUCCGCAAGUCUCAGCUCAGCUGUUGAAGCAAGUUAUAAAUAAACUCAAAGUACUAUACUGGUAUAUACUGGAAGAAAAGAAGAAAUGGAGGGGAAGAUAAAUGAUAUUCCGGCGACAGCUUAUGCUCGCCGCUGGAAUAGCGAAUCAGGCACUGCUGCCACCGACGGCUCAUCCUCUCCGGCGCGCCAUUCUCGCUCCACUUCCGUAACCGCCAUUUCCAACAUUAAGCGCAACCAGCACUAUGCUGCUAAAGCUGCUGCUCAGCGCCUCGCUCAGGUCAUGGCUUCUCAGGCGGCUGCUUCUCCGGAUAAUGACGACGACGACGAUGAUGACCACGACCAAGAAGACCUCCACUUCAGAUUUACAGCUCAUCCUCCAAGGUCUCUCCCCAAAACCCUCAACACUAGUGCCGUCACUAACACUAACGCCAAUACCAAUGCUAGCAAGGCCGCCCUCAAUCCUCCUCCUCCUGCUGCUGCUGUCCCUUCUACUAAGAUCAACAGAUCUUCCUCGACUGAGCUGACUCGAAACAUAGUGGAGGAAGGUUCUUCAAUUCGUUCAGCAUCAACUGGAAGGCCAUCCAUGUCAAUUCGGACCAUCCCAUCUGUGCCGCCUCCUAAACCAUCACUCAAGACUCCAAUGCCUAUACCACCGAUAGAUCCUCCUACAAGCAAACAAAGAGAGAAAAGGUUCUCACCAGAUCUAGGUCAGUUAAAUUUGAAGGAUGAAGGAGGUCAGCGUGAGGCUUCUGCACUUCAUGAUGAACUUGAUAUGCUAAAAGAAGAAAAUGAAAAUCUUCUUGAAAAGCUCAGAGUUGCAGAAGAGAGUUGUGAAGAAGCGGAAGCUAGAGUAAAGGAGCUUGAGAAACAGGUUGCUGCUCUUGGUGAAGGAGUUUCUUUGGAAGCUAAAUUGUUAAGCAGAAAGGAAGCUGGAUUACGCCGGAGAGAGGCUGCACUUAAAGAGGCAAAACAAGCAAAAGAUGGUACAGAUAUGGAAAUUUCAUCCUUGAGAUCUGCUGCUAAGAAUGCAAAAACUGAAGCCACAUCCGCUGCGGAUCAGCUUCAGGAAGCUGAAUCUGAAGUCAGAGCUCUCCACUCAAUGACUCAGAGAAUGGUUUUGACACAAAAUGAAAUGGAGGAAGUUGUCCUUAAAAGGUGUUGGCUUGCACGUUAUUGGGGUCUAGCUGCUAAGUAUGGUAUCUGUGCUGAUAUUGCAUUUGGGAAGUUUGAAUACUGGUCAUCAUUAGCACCUCUUCCUUUUGAAGUUGUCAUUUCAGCUGGACAGAAGGCUAAGGAGGAAAGCUGGGAGAGAGAUGAUUCCAAUCCGGAGAGAGGAAAGCUUGUUCAGGACUUCAAUGACCUGACAGGAGAAGGUUAUAUUGAGAGUAUGCUAUCUGUAGAAAUGGGGUUGAAGGAGCUUGCUUCAUUGAAGGUUGAGGAUGCCAUUAUUCUUGCAUUGGCCCAACAAAGGCGGCCAAAUUCUUCUAGGAUCUCUGUUUCAGAUAUCAAGUCACCAGGGGAUCCAAAGUUCACGGAAGCAUCUGAACUAAGUCCAGAGGAAUCUGAGGAUGUCCUCUUCAAGGAGGCAUGGCUUACUUGCUUCUGGAGAAGAGCAAAAUCCCACGGCAUAGAGGAGGAAAUAGCCAACAAACGAGUUCAAUUUUGGAUAAGCUGCAGUGUGCAUUCACCAACUUCUCAUGAUGCAGUUGAUGUGGAGCACGGCUUGAUGGAAUUGCGGAAAUUAGAUAUUGAGCAACGACUAUGGGAGGCAUCCCGCAAAGAGAUUGACCACAACCAGCUUUCUUCCCUUUCCAAUGGACGGAAAUCUCCGCUGCCAUCAAAGAUACCUGUUGGGUAGGCGGCAAACAUUUGCUUUCCUGAAGCACUAUGUGGUCUCAUCUCUUUAUCUCGCUGCCUUUCCGCUAGAUGUAAUAUAUAUAUACACAGAUUACUGGUCCGUCCAUCAUCAUGCAACGUUUUAUUGAUAUUGUUGCUUCCAAACAGGAAGCAGUUGGAACUAAGGCCCACAUGAAUUGAGAUCAAUCAGUCACUUUCUCAAUCGAGAGGCAGAUCCUGGGCCUGAAAAUUAGUGUGUGGGCCCCGAUUUCUCA